Molecule: messenger RNA, 1504 nt
Organism: Mytilus trossulus (common blue mussel)
Lineage: Eukaryota; Metazoa; Mollusca; Bivalvia; Mytilida; Mytilidae
Exons: 6
Coding region: 239-1456 (405 amino acids)
Source: RefSeq, a predicted model, not a curated record
UCUUCCCAUCAGAUAUGUAUACAGUCAUCAAAGAUCCGAACAAAGAACCCGCCACUUUCUAAAAAUCUUAUCCUCUUAUCUUCUCUAUAACUUUUAACCUGUACCGAAAUUGAUGAUCAUCCUGUUAUAUGUGUAUCGUAUUAUACUAAUCAGCCUGACAAAUGGCAACAGAUUCGUUAUAAAGAGGUUUUUAAGAUAGAACUGUCAUAUGAACUGACUUAAGCUAAGAUAAAAGAACAUGGAAUACAGUGAAAAAGAUUCCAGUAGUCAAGAUACAGAUAGUGAUGAAGGCAACAUGCCUCCACAGAAACAACAACGAAGGAGAGCUAAAACUGGCAUUAGAAUUCAAAGGAAAAGAAAAGCUGUUAGACAUGAUAUUGAUACUCCCUCCAUUACAACCUCACCUGGUCAAGCUGAUCUUAUGAUACCAUCUUCAACUACAGAUUGGAAUAUGUCCCAUCUUGAAUCAUUGAGGAUAUAUUUUGAAAAUGCACCUAAACCAAUAUCAGAACUUUUAGAUAAAGUUUUUGAGUAUACAGGAAUGUUUGGUCCUCUGAAUGAGGAACAAUUAAGGCGUGUAAAGAAACACCAGGAUAGUAUGUUAUUUUCUACCAGUCUAGCUGAUGUGAUAGAUUAUGCUUCUGAGUAUUAUCAUUAUUCAAAUAAACAUUGUGAUUCUAGAAGUUAUGAAGAAAUCAUUACAGAACUUGAUAGAGUUAGUGGUCUCCAAAAACAAGGUCAAAGUCUUGAUCAAGUAGUGUACUUUUUAAAUCAUAUAAUGAUGAUAAUACAAAAAAUGAGAUUUUCAUUAAAGACAUUGCCCAAAGCUGGUUUUAAGGACUUGUUAAAAAUAUUUAUCCAGUUUAGUGGUCUUUUUGCAAGUGAUGGCAAACUUUGGAAAGCAGACAGAAUAAUUAUGAAAGAUCAUGAAGUGAUGUCAGGAGCAGAUGUUGCCAUAACUUCAGUGGGAGUAGAUCAAGAGGAAUUUGAUGAUAUAAGUGCACUUGUUUCUAUUGCUGAGGUAAACAACCAUGACAACUUAACAUCCCAAAACAUAAAAGAUCAGGAAAUUAAAACACUGUCUAAGUUAAUUUCCGAUUCUUCUGACAGUCACAUCAGUGAAGGACCUGCUCAAGGAAUGCCAUCUAUCUGUAAUUGGAUUAGCAGUAAUGUUCUUGGUCAGCAUGGGGGAGAGUUAUUAAUCCAUUUUGAUAACUUUGCAGGGAUUUUAACACAGAAGGAUUUUUUCUUCCGCCCAGGCAUGAUUCUAAUUGGAACAAAGGUAGUAUUAACCUUACUAGUUUGCAGUAAAACGCAUUGGAUGGAAAUUACAGAUAUAGAUUCUAUUCAAAAGGGGACCAGUUUCAUUUCAUACUCAGAGCCUAAGGAUUUGUUAAUUAAGGAAGACCGUGAUGAAUUGCUGGAAUCUAUUGCUAGAUUGAACAAUAUUUGUUGAUUUUUUCAUAUUCAUACCUUAUACAUGUAUAAAGAAUUUAUGCAAGUU